Molecule: messenger RNA, 2052 nt
Organism: Gadus morhua (Atlantic cod)
Lineage: Eukaryota; Metazoa; Chordata; Actinopteri; Gadiformes; Gadidae
Gene: tfam
Product: transcription factor A, mitochondrial
Exons: 7
Coding region: 229-1095 (288 amino acids)
Biological process (GO): regulation of transcription by RNA polymerase II
Source: RefSeq, a predicted model, not a curated record
ACCUUCUGUGAUUGGCGGCGCUGGCAGAAGCUAUCCUCGUGAGACAAUCUCGAUCUCGCGAGUCCGGGAGGAAGGCGCCUUUUGCAGCUCCUGCAUGGCCGAUUAGAGGGAGCAGAGAACUGGACCAAAGUCAUUCUGUGUUUCUAAUGGAAUAGUGAUACGCCCUUGGCUUAUCCAAGGACAAUAGAUCGGUCUGUUUCAUCACGUAAGCGGUUUUAGAGAUCAGGCAUGGCGCAUUUUAAUCUAAUGACAGCAGGUGUUAGCCUCUUGGCUAAAUCCUUCAGUGCCUUAUCCUGCACCAACUCUCUUGCAAGGUGCACCAGUGUCCACCCAGUGUCCUUCUUCCUAACAUCAAGAGGUCUGACUGCCCAGGCGGGUGGACCUCCAAAGAGACCCCUAAAUGGAUACAUGCGAUACGUGGUGCAGCAACAGCCCACCAUAGUUCAACAAAACCCAGCUAUCAAGAUAACUGAAGUAAUCAGGAAGAUAGCCCAAGAGUGGAGAUUGAUGUCUGCAGAACAGAAACGUCCUUUCGUGGAGGACUUUCAGCGCGCCAGGGACCAGUUCAAGCUGGACCUCAAGAGGUACGAGGCCAAGCUCACCCCUGCAGAGUUCGAGCAACAGGCCAUUGAAAGGAAACAAGUGAUGGCUAAAAGGAAAGAAAUCCGCAGGAAGAGGGAGAUGAACAGCUUGGGGAAGCCCAAGCGGCCGCGCUCUGCAUUCAACAUCUACAUGUCGGAGCACUUUGUUGAGGCCAGGGGACUCACAAUGCCGGCCAAAUUGAUUUCAUUGAUGGAUGACUGGAGAAGUCUUCUCGGUUACAAAAAACAGGUUUACAUGCAGCUGGCGGAAGACGACAAGAUCCGGUACAAGAACGAGAUAAAGUCGUGGGAGGAACACAUGCUGGAGAUAGGCCGUGAGGACCUCCUCCGGGAACAAACCAGGCCCAAAAAGGCCCCCGCCAAGAAGAGGGCCACCAAGAAGGAGGUGAAGGCAAAGCCCAAAGCGAAGAAGACUGCGACGGCCGGAGUGGUGAAGGCCGCUGGGAAAGGGAAGACGGCUGGGAAAGUGACCGCCACCAGGAGUAAGAAGUAAAGGAGUCAGGCGAGCUUGACCACUGGAUCCCAGACUACUGAAAUGUUCAUGAGUAUAACCAGGAGGUUCUAGGACUCUCAACCCAUCCCGUUGCAACCAGGAGGAGUGGUCAUCGUCAUGAAUGCUACCUUAGUACAAAGGGACAAACCUUUGUCCAGAAUCAGUCAUUUCUUGAAAAACGGUUUCAGUGACCACUCAAUUCUAUUUUUCAAAUUGCCUGGCAGAGAAACAAUAACAACACUUUGAUGUUCCUUGUUACCAGCGCUGAAAGUGUCAUAAAAGGUCUGAGAGAAAACAUUUCACUCCCAUAUUGAACAGGUUUGUUACUGUGAACAUGAGCACAUUAUUCCUGAAGGGCCUUCAGAUGGUCUUUGUGUCUGUUGCUAGGAGACUGGUUUGUGUACCAAGAUGAUCCACAGAAUGUUGUUGGCAUGUCUCCAAGCCACAAUGGCAGAGGAAAUUGUAUACAGUCCUUGUCGGCUGAUAAGUGUCUGGAUAAAGGCAGCCUCACUUUCUCCAGGCAUUUGUUUCUGCAUCUUUUCCAAAUGGGUUUCAUUUAAAAACAGGAUGACACAAAAGAACUCUAAAAUGUUUUUUUUUUUCUUUCUCCAAUAUGCAAUAAAGCGGUUCGAUUUUGUUUUGGUAUACAAAAUGUAUUUUGUUUUCUUUUAGUUUCAAUACUUUUUUGUAAAUGAAAAAAUAUCUCAUAUUUGACCAGGUAGCUUCUUAAGGUGUUCCACCUCAAUGUCUGACUGAAUGUAUAGACAAUGUUUUUUUGUUUUUGUUAUUUUUUCAAGUUUCUCAAGUUCUAGACCUGCCAGUUAUGAAGUUACCAUUAUUAUUACUACCAGUGUUUGACGAAAACGGUUUUGGAUCAUGCGCUUCUUGCAGAAAUCUGGUUUUAUUACAUUGUUAAAUGUUACCAAAUAAACUGACAAAUGUUGUUUUUUCACAAAA